UUGUCCAGGGUGUACACCGCCUUCCGCCCAAUUGUAGCUGAGAUGGGCACCAGCGCCCCUCACGACCCCAAAGGGGAAUACGCGGUAGAAAAUGGAUGGAUGGAUAUCGCUGGAAUUGACAGUUUACGCAACCCGUCCUCUUGUUAUUGUUGACUAGCGCAAAUUAGCAGCGUUAGCCGCGCGGCUAACUGACGAAAGUUCGGAACAUAUCUCUCCAGACACAUUUUUAUCCCACCAGUUAUUAAGUCCACUACGCGUCGUGUCUUUUGGACCCACUGACACAUGUGGCGUGAUAAUUCGCUUCGGCGAAGGAAUUGUCACUGUGGCGUAAGUUAUGCGUUUGGGUGUGUACGCGGCUAGUGUGACAGAUAGCUAGGCUAGCUUGCUAGCUGUCACUACGAACUGACCGACUAAGUCGCGGUGUUCAAAAACGCUUUGGUGGAGUCCACGUUUUCUUGUUCGAACAUAACAAAUGACACUCGGAACCGCUCAAGUCGUCAUGCCGGCGAACUAGCCCUUCCAGUGUCGACGGCGUUAUAGCUCGCUAAAGAGGAGCCGCCUCCCGGCUAGCUGGAGGCGGCUAAUGCUAAUAAUGCCGCGCUGUACUCACCCGGCCCAACAAAUCAAGCCGCUGGGUGUGCUCACAAUGCCCCCGCAGAAAAACAAACAAACAAACAAACACAAAAAGAAACACUUCAAGCCGUCUUGCUGCGCGGUGAGCUGAUGAAGCAACCGAUUAUUCUCCAGCAGGCUCCGCCACUUUAACUUCCCGGUUGGCUUUGUACGUACGAGCGAUGAUGACAGAUCGUAUGACUUGCGGCUCUCAAAUUCAACCCUACAAUCCUACGUCCGGUCGAGCACCGCCAGUAAUAACACAAACUAUCCACAUUUAUCUCAUUUCAAAUAUUUUCAGCAUUACAUGCUUCGACAAGACAUCUAUGAGAAAACGCCCGGAUUUUUUUUUUCCUGUACUUUUUUUUUCAUUUAUUGUAUUUUUUUAAUUUUAUAAACCUUUAUUUACAAUAUGCAACAUUUACAUACAAUCAACAAAUAAUAAUACUAAUAAUAACAACAAGCACAGCAAUAGUACAAGACAACACCCGGAAAUAUCAAACGAUACCGUAGAAAAUGCCAUUUAAAUAUCGUACUUUCGUCAAUCUUUCUACAUACUGAUUUUCUAAAGUCACUUUUAUUCACAUCCUCUCGUCCUUUUGAGUUCUAAUGAAAAAGUAACACCAAUAUAUGUCGGCGCUUUAAUGGACAUGUUGCUAGGCAACGGCACAUUGUUUUUGCAAUUGUGUUAGCUCUCAUUUGUUUCCUCCACGGCAGGGAACGCCGUUUUAUACUUUUUUGUAAAUAUUCAAGAAUGUGGGAAGAUGUCCGACGGAGUGAAGCUGGCAGACAGGUUGACACAACAAAUGCCGACGGCUGGAAAACGAUGUCCUGUUGGGGACAGAGCCGAGGCUUGCUUACAAGAAGUGGAAAGGGCUCUAACCCCACCUGUGGUGAAGAAGUACCACGACAGUAACCGACCCAUGCCUGGCGUGAUCCGAGUGCACCACGGGAAGGCCAACGAUCCCAAAAUUGCAGACACAAUCGUCCACGGCAAGAGUGUCAAGUCUUCCCUGACGGCGGCAGCUUCCCUCAACCCUCCUGUGUGCAGCAGGUUCCAGCGUAAACUCCAAGACUUCAGUGAGGCCAUCUACGCAUCCCAAAGGAAGACACCGCUGGGACGUGUGCCCGACCAACGCCUUGGACUUCCCGGCUGGUACAACGACGAAACCACUUUUGGACAUAGAAAUGUGAGAGAGGUGGACGUCCGGGAUGUUAUUCAUCCUCCUAAAACGGCCAAGGAGUUGAACAAUGAGAUUCAGGGGUCACACGAGGCUUACGUCCGGAGUCACAACAGCUAUUUUGUCGGCGAGCGAAUAGAUCGGAAGUACGACACGGAUCACUACAAUAAAGAAAGAUGCUUUGGCAAGCCGACACCUCAUUGCAACGAGGGACGCAGGGUUGGCCGAAGUUUACGAUGGCUGGACGAGCCCACCGGGUUCUACAACCCAGACCGUGACUCAACUGGCUGCGUUGGAAAGUCACAGAGGAAAGGGGGCGGCUUGAAGGUGUCACCACAACACAGUUUCGGAUUGGUCAAACCUGAGGAUGAAUUUGGCGUGGGAGAAUUGAUGCACUGCAUGGACCCGGACGAGAGUGUUCGACCAAUAGAGCGUCACCGUAGUUUGUCUGGCGCGUUGCGACACCGCCUCAAGAUGAUUAACUUCCAGAACUUUUCUUCGAUUGUGGAGGCCUUCAGGUACUAUGACAAGAAAGGCAACGGGCAGGUCGACAAGGAGGACCUUCAAGAAGUGUGCCGUCACUUCAAGCUGGGGGUGAGAGAUUCGGUCCUGGGCGAACUGCUCCAAUACUGCGACACGUACAAAAACGGGUUUAUUGACUUCCUGGAGUUUGCAAACUACCUCACCUGGAAGGACAAGAUGCCUCUUAACAAAAAUGACCAGACAUUGGUUGUGAAUGCCCUGUAUCCGACCAGCUUAGACGGCGAUCCUGCAUCAGUAUUGACUCGGCCCCCUUCUUCCAAUGCUUUGUUAAAACCUGAAGACCUGGAACUUUUCAAGCGGGGCAGCUCAAACAAGAACGUGAGGACGAUCAGACGACCCGAUGGGACCCCGAAUCACUACAUCACCUCCGCCUCGUUCAUCGGGGCAGGCAGAGGGGGGCUGCAGUCAUCAAAGACUCGCACGUAUGGGCUCCCGUCGGUCCGCACUGACGUUUCGCUCACACGCAACAGGAGACUCAGCAACCUUAUUAAUUACGGCGAUAUGACCACAGCGGCAGAUCUGCUGGUGCCAUCAGUGUACUGCAGCAAUGGCGUCUACCAUGACCACUUCUUCAGUCCAUGCUCCAAGAAAGAGAUUGCGCAGGUCUACAGGAAUGUUGGCGAGGAUAUUUCUGAGGAGACGUUUGAAGAGGCUUGGAAGCUGGCGUCCACCAGGCAUCCCUAUGGGAGCGUCUGUGUGGACUCUUUCCAAGCAGCCCUCAAGGAAAUAAAAGCUUUGUAACCAGAAUAUUUGUGGUUUUUUUUACUGCUCUGUCAGGAAACCUUUAAGUUAAAAUGUCACUAAAUCAAACAUUUUAUCUAGGUGUGUCUUAGAAUAGUCCACUACUCCAUUCAGACUUCACAGUCGAAUGGUUGGACAUUGAACCCACAGUGGAGUACCUGAGGCCCCUCUGGGUACAGCAAAUGGUGUUAAGAGGAUGUCCCAAGAUGGGACACUGGGCCGGAGCCCCCAAUCUGAUACAUAUCAGACUUUACCAACACACGCAUCGGCCUUGGUGGGUCUCGCCCAAGAUUGGGCCUGGUGCGCUGCUGCGGCAGGAAGACUCCCUCACUGCUCCCCUCUAGCAAUGGUAAUGAUCCUUUUUCAGGUUCACCAACAUAAAAAUUGUUACGACGUUUCCAGGUACCGUAUUUUUCGGAGUAUAAGUCGCACCUUCCGAAAAUGCAUAAUAAAUAAGGAAAAAAACAUAUAUAAGUAUAUAUAUGGAGUAUAAGUCACAUUUUUGGGGGACAUUUUUUUGAUAAAACCCUACACCUAGAAUAGACAUUUGAAAGGCAAUUUAAAAUAAAUAAAGAAUAGUGAACAACAGGCUGAAUAAGUGUACAUUAUAUGACGCAUAAAUAACCAACUGAGAACGUGCCUGGUAUGUUAACGUAACAUAUUAUGGUAAAAGUCAUUCAAAUAAUUAUAACAUAAAGAACAUGCUAUACCAGGGGUCACCAACGCGGUGCCCGCGGGCACCAGGUAGCCCGUAAGGACCAAAUGAGUAGCCCUCUGGCCUGUUCUAAAAAUAGGUCAAAUAGCAGCACUUACCAGUGAGCUGCCUCUAUUUUUUAAAUUGUAUGUAUUUACUAGCAAGCUGGUCUCGCUUUGUUCGACAUUUUUAAUUCUAAAAGAGACAAAACUCAAAUAGAAUUUGAAAAUCCAAGAAAAUAUUUUAAAGACUUGUUCUUCACUUGUUUAAAUUAAUUCAAUGAUUUUUUUUUACUUUGCUUCCUAUAACUUUCAGAAAGACAAUUGUAGAGAAAAAAUACAACCUUAAAAAUUAUUUUAGGAUUUUUAAACACAUAUACCUUUUUACCUUUUAAAUUCCUUCCUCUUCU
This is a messenger RNA of Nerophis ophidion (straightnose pipefish), 4180 nucleotides long. It is a transcript of the gene efhb, whose product is annotated as EF-hand domain family, member B. Gene Ontology annotation, molecular function: calcium ion binding. The transcript is spliced from 13 exons. Lineage: Eukaryota; Metazoa; Chordata; Actinopteri; Syngnathiformes; Syngnathidae. The record is from RefSeq and is a predicted model, not a curated record. Bases 1377 to 3077 code for a protein of 566 amino acids.